UCGCAGGGCUGCUCCGCCUGCCGUCGAGUGUGGCCCGCACGCGCCUGGCCACCGGGGCGCCCGCACCACAGGGGCUGGGGGCGGCCGCGGACGUCGGCUAGACGAGGAUGGAGUGACCCGUGCGGCCCUGGACGCGCAGACCCAGCUGGACGCCCCCCGUCCGCCGGCGCCGCGGAGCCGAGCCCUGCGCUGCGCCUCCAGGAAAGGGCACGCGGCGCGGGAAGCCGCCAUGGACCGCGACGGCCCCGCGCGCAGCGCCUUGAUCGCCAGCGACCGGCCCGCGCCCGCCGCCCCCCGCGCCCCGAGCCCGGGCCGGGCGGGGGCGGGGGCGCGGGCGGGCGGCGGGCGGCCGGCGGCGGCGAACGCGGCGCGGGAGCGGAGCCGCGUGCAGACCCUGCGGCUCGCCUUCCUGGAGCUGCAGCGCGCGCUGCCGGCCGUGCCGCCCGACACCAAGCUGUCCAAGCUGGACGUGCUGCUGCUGGCCACCACCUACAUCGCGCACCUCACCCGCAGCCUGCAGGACGACGCCGGCGCGCCGGCCGACCCCGCGCCCGGGCCCCUGCGCGGCGACGGCUACCUGCACCCCGUCAAGAAAUGGCCCAUGCGAUCAAGAUUAUACACUGGUGCUACCGGUCAGUUUCUGAAGCAUUCUGUGUCUGAAGAAAGAGCAAAUCAUGGCAGUACUACCACAGACUCACAGCCUUAGGCUUUCCUCUAAAGGGUGCUGGUAGAAAGCGGCAUGAUUUUUAAAUCAUAGGAAAUCAUUCUAUAUUUAUUACAUCAGACCUAACAAACAUCAUUCCUGAAAGCUUACAUUUGCAUUCUGGUUGGAAGUUCAGAUUUAUCUGUCUAAUAUAAAUAAAUGUGGAUUUCAAUAAUUGGUCUUAUAUAAAACACCCAGCUUAUCUAUUGUGAGAGAUAGUCACUACUUUAUACUGUAAGGAAAACUAUUGAAAAAAAAGAAAAACACCAAAAUCAAAGAAUUAUGUACGUAUAAAAAGAAUGCACACAUUUUCUGUAGUAAAUUUAGCACACACUGAAAACCUGGUAUCAAUAGUCUUGAUAUGUUAAAAAAAAAAAAAAAAAGACCCCAGUAUUCCAUCUUUGUGAAACCCAGUUUGUCCUUAAAGUUGGUCUGAGAAGCCAUUUCAGUCAGAAAGUGUGAGAUCAUGUAUUCAGUUUU
This is a messenger RNA of Hyaena hyaena (striped hyena), 1183 nucleotides long. RefSeq names its product transcription factor 24 (gene TCF24). The record is from RefSeq and is a predicted model, not a curated record. Gene Ontology annotation, molecular function: RNA polymerase II transcription regulatory region sequence-specific DNA binding; protein dimerization activity; DNA-binding transcription factor activity, RNA polymerase II-specific. Bases 230 to 706 code for a protein of 158 amino acids. Lineage: Eukaryota; Metazoa; Chordata; Mammalia; Carnivora; Hyaenidae. The transcript has 3 exons. Gene Ontology annotation, biological process: developmental process; regulation of transcription by RNA polymerase II.